CUGCUGCUGCCAGAGGCGCGCCGAGCCGCCCGGCCCGGCCCGGCAGGAGCCCAGGAUGCUGGCUUUUAACCUUGGUAUCAAAUUAUGUUCCUGGGCAGAAUCUCUGAAUACACGCAGCCUCCACCGUUACUAGGAGCAGCUACUGAGGAAGGAAGCCACCGAGUGUUUUAAAGCAAAGAAGUGUUUGUGCUGCUACACAUCUGUGGGGGUUGCUGAGGCAGCAUCAAGAGAAGGAGCUCUCAGCUGCUGCGAUGCAGAGCAUCAAGUGCGUGGUGGUGGGUGACGGAGCCGUGGGCAAAACUUGUCUCCUGAUCUGCUACACGACCAACGCCUUCCCCAACGAAUACAUCCCCACCGUCUUCGACAACUACAGUGCCCAGAACACGGUAGACGGCAGGACUAUCAACCUUAACUUGUGGGACACGGCUGGCCAGGAGGAAUACGACCGCCUCCGGACACUCUCCUACCCACAGACCAACGUCUUCAUUAUCUGCUUCUCGAUCGCCUGCCCGCCCUCCUAUGAGAACGUGAAGCACAAGUGGUAUCCGGAGGUGUGCCAUCACUGCCCCGACGUGCCAAUCCUCUUGGUGGGCACCAAGAAAGACCUCCGGACCAACCCGGAUACCUUGAAGAAGCUGAAGGAGCAGAGCCAGUCGCCUAUCACCACGCAGCAGGGCAUCAGCCUCGCCAAGCAGAUCCACGCCAUCAAGUACCUGGAAUGCUCCGCGCUCAACCAAGAUGGGAUCAAAGAUGUCUUCACGGAGGCUGUGAGAGCGGUCCUCAGCCCUACUCCUGCCAAGCCCAAAAAACCCUGUGUGCUGUUGUGAAGGACGCUGCAACACGCGCCCCCCCACCCCCGGAGAUCUCGACCGGGCAGGCCUCCCCCCCACCCACGACCCACAGCUCCCCAUCUUGGUUUCCUCCCCCAGUGAUGUCAAGACAUUGCCUGACUCUACCGUUUUGGCAGCUCCUGCUCCCCAGCCUGUUUCCUUCUCAGAAAGGAUAAGCUCACCUGGACACACCACUAUGGAGAUGAUAAUAGUCCCGGUUAAUAAGAAAUGGCUGAGCAGCCCUCUUGGCACUCAUAGAUGCUUUGUUUGUCUGAGAUAAGGCUCCUGCAUUGAUGGCGUGCUGCCUGCAUGGCUGCGCGGGGCUCCUUUCUGCCUUGGGCUUCCACAAAAGCUCUGGCUAAUGUGAAGGUUUGUCAGACAUGCUUGGUGGGAUGGACAGCCCGGGAAGGCAAGGGGAGGAGGCCAGGGGCCGCUGCCCCUCUACCCAUGGGAACAGGCGCUGGGCACCCAACUGGAGAGCCCCUCUGCCUCUGUACAGGAGUCUCUGGCCAGUGGAACUGAGAUAACCGCUGGCUUCCUAAGGGCUGCUGAUGACGAAUCUGCCUUGGGGGGGGGGGGGCUUUCUUAUUCUGUACCUGGGUGGGGGGAGGGUGAGUUCGUGCUUCUUCAGAGCUCAUUUCCCAGUCCCCCCCCUCCCCACUCACUCACACUUCCUUCCUGACUUUCUCAAAAUGGAUCCCCAGUGGCCCUCCUCUUCAACCGCUGCACCUAAAAUACCUUCUUGCUUGAGACUGUGUCUGUCAGCUCGCUUACCCAGAGAGGUCUGGCCUUGGUUUGUAACCUGUGGCUCAUCUGUGCUCUUGGCUGCACACGUGUGUUCCUCUCCUACAGAUGAGAUGGAGAGAUGCGAGCCCAAGGGGCGUUCUGCGGCCGCUUCCUUCUAAAAAAAGCACUUCUGGCCUCUCCCCGUCUGAGCAGAGGGGGAUCCUUCCAAUGACGGCCUCCCAGGCUGUGUGUGUAUUUUGCGGGGCAAGGAGGGAACAAAUGGCCUCCCCAAACCUGCCAUUUCAAUAAACUAUCUUUCACAAAUGUGCAUCUCUGGGCUUAUUUCCAUAAUUUCUUCUGCCAUGGAGAGAUGACAGAAAAAAAAAAACGGGGGCCCCAGCCCACUUCCCCUUCUGGCUUUAUUUGGCAUUGCGGGUACAGGCAUCGCUGAUCUCAUCAAUCCUAUGAGCCAGAAAUCAGCGACAGUUUUCUGGGCAUAAGCUUUCGAAAGUCAGAGCUCCCUUCUUCUUCACUUGUCUCUGAAGCAGGAAGCUCUGUGUCUCGAAAGCUUAUACCCUGGAAAUUUCGUUAGUCUCUAAGGUGCCACUGGACUCAGAUCCUCUGUUCUACUGCAGACCAACACGGCUACCCACCCCAAAAAAAGGGGCUAGAAACUUGCUUUGCCUUUCUUUAAAAAGGAGAUUUCUCCAGAUGCUGGCUGCCACCAACGGUUCUUGGAGGUCAUGCUUUGGGGCAGGCAAUGCAUUGGCACCUGCCAAACACAAAAGACUCCUGAUCACAUCCUAGAAUCCUCAGUUUAGUUUCCCAGUCCUUUCGGGGCAGGGAGCCAGAUCCUGUGCCUUAGCCCUUUGCCGUGGCCGUGCAGCCGUCUGCUUUUCUUCGGGUGAUGCUGGAAGGACAAGUCCUUGUUUGGCUUCUGCUUUGAGGGGGCAGAGGGGGGGCUACAGCCCUCCAAUCCAAGGAGGGCCUCUCCUUUCAGGGAGCAAGGACCCUUCUCCUCCCCACAAUGGGGUUUGGGGCUUUCUUCUUUAAACUGUGUUAUGCCCGGUCAAUCAGCCCCAAAU
Eublepharis macularius is the source of this 2641-nucleotide messenger RNA. RefSeq names its product ras homolog family member G (gene RHOG). The coding region runs from base 252 to 827 and encodes 191 amino acids. The record is from RefSeq and is a predicted model, not a curated record. NCBI's taxonomy places the organism in Eukaryota, Metazoa, Chordata, Lepidosauria, Squamata, Eublepharidae. Gene Ontology annotation, molecular function: GTP binding; protein kinase binding; GTPase activity. Gene Ontology annotation, biological process: regulation of cell shape; establishment or maintenance of cell polarity; small GTPase-mediated signal transduction. Gene Ontology annotation, cellular component: cytoskeleton; cell cortex; plasma membrane. The transcript has 3 exons.